Molecule: messenger RNA, 1045 nt
Organism: Branchiostoma floridae (Florida lancelet)
Lineage: Eukaryota; Metazoa; Chordata; Leptocardii; Amphioxiformes; Branchiostomatidae
Product: zinc finger HIT domain-containing protein 2-like
Exons: 10
Coding region: 8-1045 (345 amino acids)
Source: RefSeq, a predicted model, not a curated record
UCCCAGCAUGCACUGCAAAUCCAACAUGGCGGCGCCCAGUUCGGAAGAAAUCCGACUCGAAGGAAGUUUUCCUCCUCCAGACCAAGUCUUCAAGUCUGCUGAGGAUCAGUCGUUAUGCAAACUGUGCCUAAAGCAGUACUCCAGGUAUACUUGCCCCAGGUGUAACGUGGCGUAUUGCUCCUUGGCUUGCUACAGAUCAGAGAAACAUGUUGGAUGUUCAGAGCAGUUCUACAAGGAACACAUCAUUGAGGAGCUGAAACAGCAGAGGGGAAGCCAUGAAGAGAAACAGAAGGUUCUGGAGAUGCUGAAGAGAUUAGAGGAUGAGCAGGAGGAGGAGGAGGGAGAAGAUGGGGAGGAGGAGGAGACUCUGGAGGACAGAUUGCAGGGGCUGGACCUGGACAGAGACACAGAGGCCGUUUGGGAUCAGCUGACCGCCCAGGAGAGAGCAGAGUUCCAGGCAGUGGUGGAGAAAGGCAUGCUGGGAGAAAUGCUGGAGAUGUGGACUCCCUGGUGGAGCCUGUCGCAUGAACGUGCGGCCUUGAUUGAGGAAGUUGGGUCUGAGCAGGACACAGUAAGAGAAGAGACAGAAAGCAGAACCAAGACAAGCCCCCCUCCCCCUUUGCUGUCAAAGAUACCUGUAUUGUCUUCCUUACUUAAGGGUCAGCCAUCUGAGUGUAUAAAGUACAACAUUGUGAAUAUACUCUACUGCUAUGCUUAUGUUGUCAGGCUGCAUAAUGGAGAACACUUCACCAUGUCAAGACAAGCAGCACAGGAAGUGCUACAGCUGUGCCCAGUCUUUACGGAGAACACCAGUUUCAGCAGUGCAGGGGAGGCUUUACACGCAGCCAUAGCCAGGUCAAAUCAGGACCCGUCAUUGGCCAACACCCCAUCCUUCCAGUCACUGGUGGUGAAAGAUGUGUCCUGCGUUUUGAUUGGUCCCAGUAAGGAGGACAGUUUGCAGUUUGUUCAAGCUGCACUGUCAGAUCUUCAUCAUCUUUUCUCGGUGGCCAGGAGAAAAGUGGAUAAAGGUAUGCUUUUGAUAUAA